Messenger RNA from Chelonoidis abingdonii (Abingdon island giant tortoise), 735 nucleotides. NCBI's taxonomy places the organism in Eukaryota, Metazoa, Chordata, Testudines, Testudinidae. The record is from RefSeq and is a predicted model, not a curated record.
AUCCUGAGAUUCCCCUCCCCUGGAGAGGGAAGAUUGGGGUGGGAGAGGGAGUUGUAUGUAUUUGUCUCUCUCUCAGGACACAGUUCUUGAUCAUCUUGAUUUUCGGAGAGAGACACAGAGUCCCCUCAUCCCAAACUGUCCCAGCCGUUGGGCGAGGACAGCGCCUGCUGCUUUAACCUCUCCCUCCGGGUGCAGGAAUUGUCCGCUGCGCCUUUAACUGUGGUCGUUACACCGGCGGCGGAGCUGCAGGAAGAAGCAGCAGCAGCUCGUGGUGCCCUGUCGGCUGCUCCCCUCCGGCUCCCGGCGCUGCAGCCUGAACCCCGGGAGAGGUGCCGCUAGAGGCAGCCGAAGCAAACAAAUGUGGCCACGGAGCCCAAGACGUCUUGUCUCCCAGUGCGCUAGGAGAGCUCCAGCGGCGAGCCGCUAGGGCGCAGCCGGCUUGGAGAGCGGCGGCCUCGGGCAGGUGCGGGACUCGGUGCUGAGCUGCAGGAGCCGAGGCGCCCGGGGAGAUGGCGAAAGCCUCACGCCCAGCUGGUCCGCGCAGAUUCAGUGGCGCUCAGUGGCACAUGCAGAACAUCAUUAAUGACUCUGUGGAGAGCUCAGAUGAUGAAUUUUUUGAUGCCCGAGAGGAGGUGGUGGAAGGGAAGAGUGCCAUUCUCAUCGGAAUGAGCCAGUGGAACUCCAAUGACUUGGUAGAGCAGAUCGAAACAAUUGGGAAGCUGGAAGAAAAUCAAG